ACAGUUGCCUUGCUUUAUAGUGUUUUUGGGAAUUUGCAUGCCACAAGAAUUCUUCUGUUUUUGUAAGUUAUUUUAUAAUUUUGCCUAGAGUUCCUGAAGAUUUCUUUCUUUUAAAAAUUUUUUUUAACGUUUAUUUAUUUUUUGAGACAGAGAGAGGCAGAGCAUGAAUAGGGGAGGGUCAGAGAGAGAGGGAGACACAGAAUCUGAAACAGGCUCCAGGCACAAAGCCUGACGUAGGGGUUGAACUCAUGGACUGCGAGAUCAUGACCUGAGCUGAAGUCGGACACUCAAUUGACUGAGCCACCCAGGUGCCCCCUUUCUUUACCUUUAAUGUCUAAUAGUUUUAUUAGAAUACAUAUCAGGGUUGGUUGUUCUGUGUUAAUCUUUCCUGGUACCCAGUGGAUCUUUUAAAUGUGUGGAUUCAGGAUUUUUUUUUAAGUUUAUUUGUUUAUUUUGAAAGAGAGGAGAGAGAGCAUGUGAGCAGGGGAGUGGCAGAGAAAGAGGGAGAGAGAGAAUCCCAAGCACUGUCAGCAUAGAGCCUGCUGUGGGACUCAAACCCACAAACUGUGAGAUCAUGAGCUGAGCUGCAGUCAAGAGUCAGAUGCUUAACUGACUGAGUCACCCAGGUGCCUCAAGAUUUAGGUAUUUUUAAAUUGAUGAAAUAUUUUUUGGAUUAUAGUUUUAAAUAUUGGCACUAUCCUAUUGUUUUGAUUUUUUUUAAGGACAUCAAUUAUAUUAGGUCUCCUUGGUCUAACUUCUAUUUCCACCUCUUUCUUUUUGCCCUUUUAAAUGUCAUUUUAUUUCCUUUGAUUGUCUGAUUUACUUUCAAGCUGUUUAUUAUAUUUUAAUUUGAAUAUUCUCCCUUUGGUACUUUAAUUUUCAUUGCUGACACAAGUUUUUUGGCUUUUCUUUUUUCUUGAGUUUAAUCAACUCUCAUUUCACCCCUUCCUCAUUUUAAAAACUUUUUUUUUGUUCUUAGAUUUUAUAUUUCUAAUUCAGCAUUUUAUUUUCAUAUACUUAAAUGUUUGUUAUGUCUUUAGCUUUCCUCUCUCAGAGCAUAAUUGCUCGGUGUUUAUAACUUCUCAAAGUUCUCCAGCUGAAUUAAUUGAAAAACAUCUUGAACCUUUUCCUAGCUCACAAAUUUUUGGUAAAGUUUUACACUAGAGACAAUAAAUUCCAUGGGGAAUGUGGCUCUUGAUCACACUGUGAGGCUCAAUUUAUUUUAAAUAGUUUAAGCAUCUCAAUAUUGAAAACCAGUCUUUGGUCUUCUAGUGAGUGUGAGUGGGUUUUCUAAACUAAAAAAUAGAACCUAAAACUCAUUGGCUAGCUCUUUUCUGUACCUGUUUUUUUUUCUAGUUUAUAGUUUCUAAAUAGAUGAUCUAAAGACCGACUAUGGGGAUGAUUCCCUGAAUCCUUCCCUUUGUGAUUUACCUGCAUCACCACAGGCUGUUCAUUUUCUAAAAGAUCAUAGAACCCGUGGAAUUUUGUUGUGUGGAAGCAAGAUUGGCACUGUUAAUUGGCAAUCACAAUCACAAAAUCAAAGUCACUAGAAGGGAAUUCAUUGUCAUGGAAAUAGUGCCUCAGCAACUUGACCAGUCACUAGCUGAGUGACUCAGAAGUCAGUUAAACUCUCUGGCUCUUCGCUGCCUCAUCUGUCAACUAAGAAGAUGGGAUUCAUGGUCUUUAAAUUGCCUUUCAGCUCUGAAGUUUCCUCAGUUGUGCCUAAUGUCUUAGCUGUGAUGAAGUGGCUCAGCCCACUGGGGGCCUCCGAUGUGGAGGAAGGAACCUGUGGAACAGUUUUGUUGUGAAGAGAGCUUCCUGUGUUCCAGGGCACACCGCGUCAGUCUCCUCAGCCCUUUGAGUGACAUCCCUUUGAGUGAUGGGCUCUUGCAACAGAUGGAGAAAUUGCUCCUGAUUCUAAGGAGGAGAACCUUUAUGUUCAAGUCUUUGCUGUAAAACUGAACAUUACUCAAACAAGGUGAGGGGACUUCUAAGUAGAGCAAGAAUAUGUAUUUAGAGAGAUGGUGGCAUUGAAAUGUUCCCGAUAACUCGCAGUUGCCUGCCAUGUUCCUGCUAUUCACAGGGAAGGCAUAAUAAAUGGAUUUGGACAAGUUUUAUAUCAACCAUGGGUUUUGAUGUCAUUUCUGUAAGGUGCUGGAGUGGCCAACCACUUUCUCAUCUGGCUGAGGAGUGGUGGUCCUCUCUCCCUUUCUAGAAAGGCCUGGGUUUCAGCCUUGGCUCAGUCAUUCACAAGCUGUAUUUGGGCAGGCUACUUAACCUCUCUGAGUCACAAUUGACUCACCUAUCAAUUAGCGACCUCAAAGUGGUACAGGAAGAAUUAAUUGAGGGGACAAUGGUUAUCACAGUCCAGCACGUAGUAGCUACUGAUUAAAGGACAACAGUAUCUGCUGCUGUGGCUGUCGGGGUGACAAUGACAGUGACAAUGGUGAAAUCAGGUCACCACAUGCUUGAGGUUUCCUCCGGCCACCAGAGGCUGGAUUGUUUUUGUUUAAGAUUUUUAAAGUUUAUUUAUUUUGAGAGAGAAAGCACACACAGAGGGGAGGAGCAGAGAGGGAGGGAGACAGAGAAUCCCAAGCAGGCCCCACCCAGGAUGGAGCCCCACAAGGGGCUCGAUCUCAUGACAGCGAGAUCAUGACUUGAGCUGAUAUCCAGAGUCCGUCGCUUAACUGACUGAGCCACCCAGGCUCCCUGAGUCUGUGGGUUGUUUUUGGUGUUUCCUUGUUUCCCUUCCUCUGGAACAGAAAGGGAACCUCCCCUUGCUUCGCCUCUCCUGUUCAGUUGUUCUUCUUCAGUGCCCUUCUUUCAUGCCACGCAAUCCCCCGUUUCUUCUCCAGUGUUAGCCAGGUGACUCACCGAGGAUUCUCUCAGUGUAUUUUCACCUUCUGUAUAUCUUCUAGUUUUUACUAUGAGAAAGAUUAGUGAUGAGGGAGGUAUUUAAUUUAUUUCAGUGUGGGAGCCCAAGUGAAAGAAGAAAAAAAUAAAAGGAAUAAGAAAUACUUCAGGGUAGUCUUACUUUUUUUUUUUUUUUUUUUUAAACUGAGGUAUAGCUGACACACAACGUUACAUCAGUUUCAGGUGUACAACAUAGUGAUUUGACACCUUCAACCCAAUUUCAAAAGCAGAGAAAAUCUUUGAGAGAUUCCUCUGCCUCGUGUCAUGAACGUGCUGCUGAAUCGCAUGUAGUUACAAGCUUCCUGAAGGUGAGAGCCAUCUUUUGUUCUUCUCUUGUAUGUCCCAAAUUGCCUGGGCACAGGGUAGGUACUUAAUAAAACAUUUGGUUAAAGAACUGAAUUAAAAUAAAUCCUCACCUCCUGCUGACAAAAAAUACCAAUGGUGGGAAAACUGAAAGACAGAAACAAGCAAACUGGUGCAUCCCCAUAUAUUACAUUCGAACUGUUGUUUGAUACUGACCUAUAUUCUCAACAACUUCCAGAUGUCCACUUGGACCCCAGGUAUCAAAAUUUUCUCGAAAUGUUUGUAAAAAUUCAUGAAGAUGUGGGAUUGAGCAAAACCAUAGGACCUGAGAGAAUCCAGAAACUUAGAUAAUUCGUGUAAGGAAAAUAUUGAAGAUAUUCUUUAGAAAGGGAGAACUAUGAAUGAAAUUGGCAUUUCUGGGAAGUAAAUGGAGGAAACCAGGGAUUCACGAGACGUUUACUUGAGAAUUUCUCAUGCAAAGGCAUGAUGAGAAAUGUUAAGAAUGGGAGAAUUGUUGGUAAUAUGGAUACUUAUUAAUGCUGAAAAUGUUGAUUAUUAUUUCCAGUGUGGUAUACUUGAAAUAACAUACCAGUUGGAAUAAAAUGAUCUGGUUCUUGUUCUGGAUCCACUUCUUACUGGGAGGCUUCGCUAAUUCCCAACCCCUUUGAGCUUUGGUUUUCUCCCUUGUGAUAAGGAGAUCAUGGAGUUUUUUUGCAAGAUAGAUUGCAUGGUGUCUUGUAUAGAGUGGACUGUUGGGCAGUGAAUGGAUAAACGUUUGUGAUAUUAACAAAUAAGUAAAAUAAACCAAAAAGAUAAUAUGUGCAAAAGGGCCCUAUUAACAGGCAAGUGCUAAAUAAACAUGAAGGAUUGUUGUUAUGAUGUGUUUGUUUUGUCACAGGGCUCUUCUCUGAGAUACAUUUUCUCCAGAUGGAGUCCAUGGCCAUUACAAAUAAUGUGACUGAAUUAAUUUUCACUGGCCUGUUUCAGGAUCCAGAGGUUCAGAGAGCGUGCUUUGUGGUGUUUCUUCCUGUGUACCUGGCCACAGUGGUGGGCAAUGGUCUCAUUGUUCUGACAGUCAAUGUCAGUAAGAGUCUGCGUUCCCCCAUGUACUUCUUCCUUAGCUACUUGUCCCUGGUGGAGAUCGCUUACUCCUCUACUGUUGUCCCUAAAUUCAUCACAGACUUACUUGCCAAGAUUAAAACCAUCUCUCUGGAGGGCUGUGUGGCUCAGAUAUUCUUCUUCCACUUCUUUGGGGUCACUGAGAUCCUUUUGCUUGUGGUGAUGGCCUGUGACCGCUAUGUGGCCAUCUGCAAGCCUCUUCAGUAUAUGAACAUUAUGAGCCGCCAACUAUGUCAUGUACUGGUGGCUGGCUCCUGGCUUGGGGGCUUUUUCCACUCCAUUAUACAGAUUCUCAUCACCGUCCAGUUACCCUUCUGUGGUCCCAAUGUGAUUGACCACUACUUCUGUGAUCUUCAGCCAUUAUUCAAGCUUGCCUGCACUGACACCUUUGUGGAGGGGGUUAUUGUGUUGGCCAACAGUGGCUUAAUUGCUCUGUGCUCCUUCCUCAUUUUGGUGUCCUCCUAUAUUAUCAUCCUUGUCAACCUGAGGAGCCAUUCUGCAGAGGGGAGGCGCAAAGCCCUCUCCACCUGUGCCUCUCACAUCACAGUGGUCGUCUUGUUCUUUGGACCUGCCAUCUUCCUCUACAUGCGACCCUCCUCCACCUUCACUGAGGACAAACUGGUGGCCGUGUUCUACACAGUUGUCACCCCCAUGCUGAACCCCAUCAUCUACACACUCAGGAAUGCAGAGGUGAAAAUUGCCAUGAGGAGGUUGUGGGGCAAAAAGAACUUAGGGAUGGAAUAAAAAUGGGAAAGUGAUAAAGAAAAACAUCUAAUUAUUCUUUGUUUUUGAAAUGAAUUUUGAUUUCAGUGGGACAUUCAGGAAUGGCAAAAACAAAUGUAAGGACUUAAUGUUACUGUUGCUGUGAUUCUCCUUAGUAACCAAACACUUGCUUGUAUCUUGGUAUAAUGUUCCAAGGGAAGAGAUCAGAUUGCCUCUAUGAUAUCCAAGAAUAUCAUGAGAUUGGGUAACAUUGAGACUCAAACUAAAUGGCAAAUGCAAAGGAGAAUAUUUUGACAGAUGUUUUGUAAGUUAAAGUACUUCUAUGACAUACUUCCUCUCUCCUUCCCUCCCUUCUUCCCUCCCUCCCUUCCUCCCUCCCUUCCUUCUCCCUUCUGUGUUCAGUCUCCUAAUGACAAGAGCUUAUAUUUCAUUAAGAAGGAGAACCAAACAGAGGAAUUAUCAUGGGAUAUUUGAGGAGAGUGCCAAUAUAAUCUUCUCUUCCACUGUGGAGAAAUGUAUCUUUGAAAAUUGUUUUUGGGGGCACCUGGGUGGCUCAGUCGGUUAAGUGCCUGACUUCGGCUCAGAUCAUGGUCUUGAAUUUUGUGGGUUGGAGCCCCAUGUGGGGCUCUGUGCUGACAGCUCCGAGCCUGGAGCCUGCUUUGGGUUCUGUGUCUCCCUCUCUCUCUGUCCCUCCCCUGCUCACGCUCUGUCUCUCAAAAAUAAAUAAACAUAAAAAAAAAAGAAAAUUGUGUCCAUGAAUUUUUCUAUUUUCUGAUUGGUUCUUGGUGUCUUGUACCAUGGACUGUCUGAUUACAAGUACCGAAAAAGUCCCUGGGGCCAUUUCGAUUCUUGUGACAUGUUGGUACAAAAGGUAGGUCUUCAGUCUCCACAGGCCUUUUCACAAUGUCCAGUAUCCAUGAGUUAAAAAAAAUAUAUCAAAAGGGCAUAGGUUCUAGAUAGCAAUAGGGAAAGAUCAAGUCAAACAUUUUAACGAAAAGAUC
Neofelis nebulosa (Clouded leopard) is the source of this 6059-nucleotide messenger RNA. RefSeq names its product olfactory receptor 4B1. Lineage: Eukaryota; Metazoa; Chordata; Mammalia; Carnivora; Felidae. The record is from RefSeq and is a predicted model, not a curated record. Gene Ontology annotation, biological process: G protein-coupled receptor signaling pathway. Bases 4144 to 5079 code for a protein of 311 amino acids. Gene Ontology annotation, molecular function: olfactory receptor activity; G protein-coupled receptor activity. Gene Ontology annotation, cellular component: membrane. The transcript has 3 exons.